CUGGCGCGUCCCGUUGCGCGCCGCACAGCACAGUUUCCAGAAGCUGCACACUUCGCAAGCGCGCUCCGGAUCUCUCCAAAAACACAGGGCGGCUGCUCGGAGGAUAGCUGCAACUUUACGAGUCAGUAUGUUUCAUGUCGGGAUGGCAGAGGAUCGGUGACAGGAAGACUUGGGGGAGUUCAGGUACAGCAGGAACAAGGGCGACUCUUGGCUCCCCCUCUACGAGCAGUUUGCGCAAAAUGAUCCAGCCGACGCUUCUGGUGGCGGCUAAUUGACCGGACGCCAGCAUUCCACAGAUCUCUCCUACUCACGAUGUUACCUGCCGCUCUUUGAGCUCAUGUCACUUGCUCUCUCCUUCACUUCCCUCCCAAACUUCAGUCAGUGAUCAUUUGGAGAGCGUCAGGAUGGGAUCGCGGACCGGAGCAGCGCUGCAGAAGCAGACGCUCCUGUGGUUCGUUGUAGCAGUGUCUCAGUGUGUAUCUGCCCUCGGGUGUGGACCCCACUACGAGCUGGCCAUCGAGGAGUUCUGCCUGGCCAAGUUCAGACUGGACAUGCAGGAGCUGGACCAGAAAGACUGGUGCAGCUGGGAGGACACAGUCGAACUCUACGGCGAGCUGACGAACUGCACGUACCUGGUGGCCCUGAAGAUGGAGUGCUUCUGGCCCAACAGGCUGGUGGACGAGUUCUUCAUCGGGGUCCACAGGCACUACUUCCACGACUGCUCGCUGUCUGGACGGCUUCUCAGGGACCCGCCCAACCGCAUCCUGGGUCCCUUCAUCGUAGUGCCGAUCCUGGUCACCCUCCUCAUGACGGCACUGGUGGUGUGGAGAAGCAAACGCAGUGAGGGGAUUGUGUAGUGAAGGGAAGCAGAGAGGCAGGGUCACAAGACUCAAGACAAGAGGUACUUAUUGGGCCUAAGGUUGCGUCAUAUUCACCCUCAGUAACCAAAGCAUCUCUUUUCCUGAGUGUUUGGGGCAAGGGUUUCAGUGGGACCAGAAUCACAUUAUAAUUGGCCCUGAAGAGGAGCUGAACGAGAUAAACUUAAAGCGUACUUCAGUGAUGCCUGAAUGCACAUCAAAGUGAAGCCUUUGCAGCUCCCAUCUAUUCUUACACCAACAGUGUGCUGAAAUCUUUUAUUUGGUUUACAGAGCAAAGAGGGGCCAAGCUGCUCACCUGAAUCCAACGUCGACCAGGAUGACUAAUGGAAACUGUAAAUAUAUAUAUAAAAAAAAUCACUUUAUUGAGAGAAACUGCUUCAAAGAGUUUUGGAUGUGGUGAUAUUGCUACUACGCAUACAAAAAUUGGACAACUAUUUUUGGAGACCAUGAAAAUAACCGCCACCUACUACAGCAAACAGGAAACACAGGAAUGAAACACAGUGCUGAGCUUUUCCAGGAGACCUGUUUUACCCAGUGGUUAAAAUACAUCGGACAAAUACUCCAACCUUCUGUUAGGAAACCCAGGUGUAUCAGAUUUUAUGUGUAUAUACAUACACUGUAAUCAUACACAGUACAAAACGAGAUUAAUGUGUCAGUUGAUUGUCAGAAUGUCUUUGUAAUGCAAUCAAGACAGCAAGUAAUUUUUCUCAGAUGCCUGAUUUUAACUGAUGUGUAUUAUAUUUGAACUAUAUACUCUGAAUAAAGCUGGCUCCUAGUCACACUGUCAAGCUAUAGCAGGAGUCGAAUGUGUCUGUUUUUAGCUUUCAUUCCCUUUCCGCUGCUCGUAUCAGACGCCCUGGCCUCAGGUCCUCAGUGUCCUGGCAUACCUAGAGCUCAGUCUCCCUUCUGAAUAGGAAACAAAGACAUGUUUCCAGAGCAUGAUGCACACUGAACCAGCAGGAGAUAAUGAUGUCGCAGGCUAAAGGUUGGUGCGAUGUGCAGCGCAGAGGAUUGAAAGUCAGCACAACACAGAGAUGACGGUCACUGCAUAGAAGGUCAAGGCCCCAAUUUGGCCGGGCUGUGAUGAUGUUCUUUUUGCAGCUUCCAUCCUCCGUCACGAAGGAAACUAAAGUGAAGAAAUGCCAGCAGACACACAGGUGCUGCAAGUGAGGACUUUGAAGGCCAGCAUACACAGGCAGACGUUGGGAGACUGCAGACAGUUAAUUAACCAAAAAUCCUUUUAUUGUCUAUGAUUUUUGUCCCUCAAACAUGUUGUCCAUGCUGUUUACCAUAUAGAAAGAAAUCAUAAUAACAAUUACCACAUUGAUUGCAUCCAAUUGAGGCAGUAACGUGAAAAUGUGGAAGGAAGAAGAACAAAGGGUGGGAAAUUGACAGCAGAAAAAUCACAAGUCUAACUGCAGAGAGAACAUAAAGCAAUGGAUUAGCCAACGCACAUCUCUGCCAUAGCCUAAAGCACAGUUUGUGUAUCAUGGACCUUAGGUUUCUAUUGAUUUAUGAUCUCCCAGUGUGGUAGAGUGUGCUGUGUGAACUGUUUCCUCAUUGAUAUUUUUGAAUGCUGUCUUUCCUUUAUAGAUUCAUUGACCUGUACCCUGCCUGUCAGCAAAACACACUUUAAAACACACCCACACUUCCCCAACGUGAUCUUACUUUGUACUUUGUGCCAAAAGCUCUUGGAAAACAGAAGGAAAUGUUUGCUAUGAAGUGUAUAAUUUUCUGUUGGAGUGACUUAUAAU
Molecule: messenger RNA, 2632 nt
Organism: Chelmon rostratus (copperband butterflyfish)
Lineage: Eukaryota; Metazoa; Chordata; Actinopteri; Chaetodontiformes; Chaetodontidae
Gene: ramp1
Product: receptor activity modifying protein 1
Exons: 3
Coding region: 405-857 (150 amino acids)
Biological process (GO): G protein-coupled receptor signaling pathway; cellular response to hormone stimulus; intracellular protein transport
Cellular component (GO): membrane; signaling receptor complex; cell surface
Molecular function (GO): coreceptor activity
Source: RefSeq, a predicted model, not a curated record